Messenger RNA from Mycena indigotica, 2652 nucleotides. RefSeq lists its product as uncharacterized. NCBI's taxonomy places the organism in Eukaryota, Fungi, Basidiomycota, Agaricomycetes, Agaricales, Mycenaceae. The transcript is spliced from 9 exons. The record is from RefSeq and is a predicted model, not a curated record. Bases 1 to 2652 code for a protein of 883 amino acids.
AUGAUUUGUGCGACACAAUCGACGCGACAGAGACCGGCCACAUUCCGUGGCUCGCCUUCGACGUCUCUUACGAUGGACCUGAUGCAAACGAACCCCGGCGCGCCAUCAUGGAAGCGAAAGUCAUAUCGAGUUUACCACCAUGAUGCCCGCAAGAUUAUGCAUCGUCAACUGGGGAAUCCCGACUUCAAAAACGAGUUAGACUACGCGCCGAAACAGGUCUACGAUGCGGAUGGAGGGCGGGUAUAUCAAGACUUUAUGUCGGGGCAGUGGGCAUGGCGGCAGGCGGACGAAUUGGCCAAAGAUCCUCAAAACCAUGGCGCUGUGAUCGUACCCGUCAUUGGGGGGAGUGACAAGACAACGACCUCGGUCGCAACGGGCCAGAACGACUUCUAUCCGCUCUAUGAGGGUAAUGGCCUGACCCCGAACACAGUGAGACGAGCCCAUCGGAAUGCGAUGUCGCUUCUGGGAUUCUUGGCUAUUCCGAAAACCGACCGCGAGCAUGACCAGAGCAAAGAGUUUCGGACGUUCCGACGGCAGUUGUUUCAUGCGUCGCUGAACCAUAUAUUCAGCUCGCUAAAGCCAGCUAUGAUAUCGCCCGAACUCGUGCUCGUCGGUGAUGGUCACUAUCGAUGGGUUAUUUACUGUCUUGGUCCGUAUAUUGCAGACUAUCCUGAGCAAGUUUUGCUGGCGUGUGUUGUCCAGGGGUGGUGUGCUCGAUGUACCGCGUCAAAUAAGAAUCUUGACGGUAUUGGUGGAAGACGAACACAGGCACAUACGGAAGCGCUUUUCGACGCUUUUGACCACAAAACACUUUGGAAUGACUACGGAAUCAUUCCGGAUGUGCUGCCAUAUACGUGGGACUUUCCACGUGCAGACAUCUAUGAACUGCUCUCACCGGACCUCCUUCACCAAGUCAUCAAGGGGACAUUUAAGGACCAUCUCGUGACAUGGGUCGGCGAAUAUCUGGAUGCUCAACAUGGCAAAGCAUAUGCAAGUAAAAUUAUGGCUGAUAUUGACCGGUCAAUCGCAGCAGUGCCACCAUUCCCUGGACUUCGUCGUUUUCCCGAGGGACGGGGAUUCAAGCAGUGGACUGGAGAUGACUCAAAGGCUCUAAUGAAGUCACUAUCCCUAUUUGAUCACCGAGUUUGCGGCCCCAAAUGGACUGUGCUCUUCAAUUCGGAGUCGAAACAUAUCAAGGCAGUCAAGGAGCCCUGGCGCCGGUCGAGCAAGUUCGAAGCAAUCGAGCAAAUCCUCACCAUUAAUAAUCGCCUUGACGCUCUUGCCGCAACCCGAGUCGAUUUCGAGGAACGUGGACUUCUCCGACCGACCGAUCCCGAUCCAGUUCUUCCUACCCUUAACCCCACUCGCCCUGAUCUUCUAGCAGAAGAUGAUGACGAUAAUCCAGAGAUGGAAAAUACUGUCGAGGCGACUGUUGUAUUGGCUAAGCGUCAUUAUGACGACCUUGAUCUUGUUGAUCCCCUUUCAUAUCCAGACGUCCCGGCUCGCAUCAAAGUCUUUCCCUCAGCAAUUGCCGCAUUCCAUGCACCCAGUGAUGUCUGUAACUCGGCAGGCCUUCUCCGGGAACGUAUCCGGGCGGUGCGGUCAUGGCGUGGUGCCGAACCCCGAUUUGACUGUGUUUAUGCCUCUGGUAGCGAUGAGGAGGGCUUCCGUGGUCUGCUUGCUGCCCGGGUGCUACUUUUCAUGUCCUUCACCCACCGCCAUGUCGAAUACCCCUGCGCUCUAGUCACUUGGUUCUCACCAACGGAUGAUAUGUCUUGUCCAGAUGUGGGUAUGUGGAUGGUUCAACCUGACCUUGAUGAUGCUGGGGACCGCAUCAUGGACAUCAUCCAUCUUGACACCAUUAGAGCACGUGCACUGGCGACCAGCGGAGACGCGAGUGCCGCGCAAGAUGCGCAGCCGAGAAAGUUGACGGAAGCGGAUAUGGAGAGGCCGGCGCGGCGGCGGGCGCGGAAGGAGAUGCGCAGGAUGGCGGACUCGGAGGCCGUCGCGCCCGGGUACGCCGGCAUCCCCGCGCCGUUCCUCCUGGUCGAAACCGCUGCACCGCCACAGCCGCAGCCGGACGACGACGACGAGGCGGACCUUGACGGGCUGUCUUACGCCCGCCGGGCCCCGCACUUGCGCUCCGGCGACGGCCGCCCGGCACAUCGUGAUGCUCCUCCAUAUUCCCCGUCGACGCCGUCACCUCUAGUCGGCUCGCCGCCCAUCCCGAAGACCCAAUCUUCCAAGAAGAGCGAGAAGUCUAAAUCCGGGAGCGACAGACGCAGCACGCGCCCCAAAUCCAGCGCGACGAGCUCGACGCUGGCCUCCCCGUUCACGGCCACCUUCCCCUCGCCUUUGAACGCCGCUUCUCGCGCAGAAGAGUUCGGCGGGUUCGUGCAGGGCAAGCCAAGAGAGGAGUUCGACGGCACGCCGGGCGGGUUCGACGGCGCGCCCGCGGGCCUAGGCUUUGGCGAGGACGACUUCGACGGCCCGGGGACGCCUGGCGGGUUCGGCACCGGGCACGAGCCGGCGUGGGCAGAAGAGGAGGAAGAGGGAGAAGUGAGUGUUGUGAGGGAGGCCCUCCCGAGUGCUGGCUUGUCGAGCGGGAGGGCAAGGAUGGGGAGUUUUGAUGGCGCGAAGGUCGGGUUUUGA